CGCCCAAUUUUUGCCUAUAAAUAAUCCAACAAACCGACCUCUUCUCUUCAUCAAGUUCUACAAAUAUCCUUAUAUUCCACCAACUCUUUCAUCAGUCAUUCAAAUCUCUUCUCGUGAAAUUUUUAUUUUCAAGAAUCUUUUCUCUUUCGUGAAUAGCAAUAUUCCCAACUCUGUUGAGCCAUUUUUUUCCAUUGUUCUAAACUUGUAAGUGAAUCAUGUCACCACCUAACUUCAUUCUUGAAAAAAUUUCAAGUUAUUUUCAAAAAGCAAAACCUCAACCAUGCAGAUUCAUGCUUUCUUCAGACAGGGAAAUCUCAGUAGAUGGAGUCACACUCCUCGCUGAAGUUCCCGAAAACAUAACACUUUCGAGUUUCACUUCAGUUUGUAGCUCUCCCAACUCCGACUCUCCUCCUCCCAAACACAUCCUGAAAUCAGUCGAAUCCAACGCAGCAAAUGGCGCCUUCAUAGGGCUCUCGGUCGAGAAACCCCUCGACAGAAUCCUCUGCUCCAUCGGCAAAUUCAGCAACCGGAAAUUCCUGAGCAUUUUCCGGUUCAAGACAUGGUGGUCGACCAUGUGGACCGUCGACCAAGAGGAGCACGACCGGGUGUUCAAAGAGAUGAUCGAGCUAGCCGAGAAGAAAAAGGCCCUCGAGAAGGCAGGGGAGGAUGGUUCUGGCCUGCCGGAAGCCAGAACCAUCGAGUAUCUAGAGGCGUUGGAGGGAGUCGAACCGGGAGGUCUCAAGGCGUUGAUUGGGGAUUUGAGGAGGGAGUUUCCUAGUUUGGAUGAAGUUUAUGUGUGGCAUGCUUUGUGUGGGGCUUGGGGUGGGGUUAGGCCUGGGACUACUCAUUUGAAUGCUAAGGUGACGUCAGCGAAGGCGGGCCCGGGGCUGGCCAAGACCAUGUUUGAUUUGGCUGUCGUCAUGAUCGAGAAAGGCGGGAUCGGGCUCGUCGACCCGGACGAGGCGGAGGAGUUUUACGAUGCGAUGCACUCGUACCUGGCGGAUGCCGGCGUCACCGGCGUCAAAGUCGAUGUGAUUCAUACCUUGGAGUAUGUGAGUGAAGAGCAUGGAGGCAGAGUGAAGCUAGCCAAGGCAUACUAUGAUGGCCUAAACAAAUCCCUUAGGAAAAAUUUCAAUGGGACAGGACUGAUUGCUAGCAUGGAGCAAUGCAAUGACUUCUUUUUCUUGGCCACAAACCAAAUAUCCAUGGCCCGAGUUGGCGAUGACUUCUGGUUCGAGGACCCUAACGGCGACCCCAUGGGAGUUUAUUGGCUCCAAGGUGUCCAUAUGAUACAUUGUAGCUAUAACAGCUUAUGGCAAGGCCAAUUUGUUCGGCCCGAUUGGGAUAUGUUCCAAUCGGACCAUCUUUGUGCAGAGUUCCACGCAGCCUCCCGCGCCAUCUGUGGGGGGCCGGUGUACGUCAGUGAUAAAGUCGGCCGCCAUGACUUGGAGCUUCUAAGGAAGCUAGUCUUGCCUGAUGGAAGCAUAUUAAGAUGCCAGCAUUAUGCACUUCCAACUAGGGAUUGCCUCUUUGAGAACCCUCUCUUUGAUGCCAAAACCCUGCUUAAACUGUGGAACCUAAACAAGUUUGGAGGGGUGAUUGGAGUGUUCAACUGCCAGGGAGCCGGAUGGUAUCCGGAGGAGCAUAGGUGCAGGGCUUACCCAGAGUGCUACAGGAGGAUGUCGGGCUAUCUCUCCCCCAACGACGUCGAGUGGGAGCAGGAAGAGUCCACUGCUGAGUACAGAAAGAAUGGAAGGUUUGCUGUUUAUCUGCACAAAGCUGGAAGUCUUCACCUAAUGAAGGCCAGUGAGAAACUGGAGAUCACUCUGGACCCGUCGUCGUUUGAGAUUGCGAUGGUUGCGCCCGUUUUGGAGUUUGGUGAUGAGAUCAAGUUUGCCGGAGUUGGACUUGAGAACAUGUUCAACAGUGGUGGAGCGGUAGAGCUUGUGGAGCAGAAAAUCGAGGCGAAAAAUGUGGGCUUUGUGGUGAAGAUUAAGGGAACAGGGAAGUUCUUGGCCUAUUCAAGUGUGAAGCCUCGGAAAGUUGUGUUGGAUGGUGAGAUUGUUGAAUUUGAAUGGACAAAUGAUGGGGUUCUCAAGUUUGAAGUGCCGUGGAAUGGUGGAGAAGUGAAAGAUGUUCAAAUCUUGAUUAGCAAAUAACUUGUAAAUUUAACCAUUUUGUUUUUUCUCUCUUGUAUUGUAUGGACUAUUUUUUCUUUUUCUGGAUGUUUUUUGUUUGUAAACAGGUGACGAGUAUUGUGUAAAUAAAUGUAUGAUGAAUCUGGAAAAUUGUAGCGCUUCUAAUUGAUGAA
Messenger RNA from Salvia miltiorrhiza (redroot sage), 2311 nucleotides. RefSeq names its product stachyose synthase-like. The record is from RefSeq and is a predicted model, not a curated record. Lineage: Eukaryota; Viridiplantae; Streptophyta; Magnoliopsida; Lamiales; Lamiaceae.